Molecule: messenger RNA, 357 nt
Organism: Rotaria sp. Silwood1
Lineage: Eukaryota; Metazoa; Rotifera; Eurotatoria; Philodinida; Philodinidae
Source: the annotation of a GenBank genome assembly
AUGGCUUCUUUUGAUGAUUUGUCCAGUCUCGAUGAUGGUGCGAAAGCUCAUGAAGCUAUUUAUGGACAACAGCCUCGUCAUCAUUCAUCAUGGACACAUGAACUUCUUGCUGGUGGAGCUGGUUUUGCCGCUAUGAAAGCCUACGAAGAGUAUGUUCGUAGUACUGGCAAACAAUUAUCAAAUGCAGAGAUGAAAGAGAUGCUUGCCAGUUUAGCAGCAGCCGAGAUUGACAAACUUUUUGAAGAUUAUGGAAUUGACUUUCUCGAUAAGGAAGCGGCAAAAGCUCGUUCUGUUGCGCAAGCACAUAAACAUGCUCACGAAAAAUAUGGAUCGGAUGGCGUAUUUUGCGCGGAAUAA